Messenger RNA from Balearica regulorum gibbericeps (East African grey crowned-crane), 1914 nucleotides. The record is from RefSeq and is a predicted model, not a curated record. Lineage: Eukaryota; Metazoa; Chordata; Aves; Gruiformes; Gruidae.
UUUCUCUUACAGGCUGCUGAAUCAGGAAUAAUAAAAGUGAAGACAAUAGCUGCACGGAACACUGAUAUUUUGGCAGCAUUGAAAGAGAACAGCUCAGAGGUAGUUCAGCCUUUUCUAAUGGGUUGUGGAACAAAGGAACCAAAGAUCACUCAGCUGUGUCUAGCAGCCAUACAGAGGCUCAUGUCCCAUGAAGUUGUUUCAGAGGCUGCAGCAGGAAACAUUAUUAAUAUGCUUUGGCAACUGAUGGAAAAUAGUCUUGAAGAACUUAAAUUGCUCCAGACAGUUCUUGUACUUUUAACAACCAAUACAGUUGUGCAUGAUGAUGCACUGUCCAAGGCAAUUGUACUUUGUUUUCGAUUGCACUUUACAAAAGAUAACAUCACAAAUAACACUGCGGCAGCUACAGUGCGGCAGGUAGUUACUGUUGUAUUUGAGAGAGUGGUUGCUGAAGAUGAACGAUACAAAGAUACUAUUGACCAGCCAGUUGCAGUUCAAGGAAACAGUAACAGAAGAUCUGUCAGUACACUGAAGCCAUGUGCUAAAGAUGCAUACAUGCUUUUUCAGGAUCUUUGUCAGUUAGUUAAUGCUGAUGCUCCCUACUGGCUCGUGGGUAUGACAGAAAUGACACGGACAUUUGGCCUUGAACUUCUUGAGUCAGUCCUCAAUGACUUUCCACAAGUCUUUUUACAACAUCAGGAAUUCAGUUUUCUUCUUAAAGAAAGGGUAUGCCCUCUUGUUAUAAAGCUCUUCUCCCCAAAUAUCAAAUUCAGGCAAGGUUCCAGCACGUCAUCUUCCCCAGCACCAGUGGAAAAACCAUACUUCCCCAUCUGUAUGCGUUUGCUGAGGGUAGUUUCUGUUUUGAUUAAGCAGUUUUACCGUUUGCUGGUAACAGAAUGUGAAAUCUUUCUGUCAUUGCUGGUUAAGUUUCUGGAUGCAGACAAACCACAGUGGCUAAGAGCUGUUGCGGUAGAAUCUAUUCACAGGCUUUGUGUGCAGCCUCAGCUUUUAAGGUCCUUUUGUCAAUCGUAUGAUAUGAAGCAACAUUCCACUAAAGUUUUCCGUGAUAUUGUGAAUGCACUGGGGUCCUUCAUCCAAUCGCUGUUUCUUGUACCAAGUACAGGGAACGCAUCAGCAACACCAAACCAAACUGGAAGCAAUGCAUCGGGGAAUACUGGCUCAGCACAAACUAACCCAGGAGUGCUUGGAAUGGGAGGAGGUGCAACUGUAUUACCUGCCUUUGAGUAUAGAGGCACUUGGAUUCCUAUCCUGAAUGUAACAGUACAAGGCAGUGCUAAAGCUACCUAUUUGGAAAUGCUGGACAAAGUAGAGCCACCUACGAUUCCCGAAGGCUACGCCAUGUCGGUGGCAUUUCACUGUUUACUGGAUCUUGUCCGUGGUAUCACUACCAUGAUCGAAGGAGAGUUGGGAGAGGCAGAAACAGUCAGUCAAACCACAACAGACACAACUUCAUUACCAGCACAGUCUUCAGAGCAGCAAGACUUGCAGUCUGCAUCUGACCAAUCAGAGCAAGAACUAGUUAGCAGAGCUGUCUGGGAAGAAAUGGUGAAUGCUUGUUGGUGUGGUCUUCUGGCUGCUUUAUCCCUCCUACUUGAUGCAAGUACUGAUGAAGCUGCCACUGAAAAUAUUCUAAAAGCAGAAUUGACAAUGGCUGCACUUUGUGGAAGACUGGGUCUUGUAACAUCAAGAGAUGCCUUUAUCACUGCCAUUUGCAAAGGAUCCUUGCCCCCUCACUAUGCCCUUACUGUAUUAAACAGCACAACUGCAGCUCUGUCCAGCAAAUCAUAUUCCAUUCAGGGACAGAAUGUUCAAAUGAUCAGUCCCUCGAGCGAGUCUCAUCAGCAAGUUGUAGCAGUAGGGCAACCCUUAGCUCUUCAGCCACAGGGAACAGUAAUG